AUGGAGAGGUGUCAAAAAUACGACGGGGACGCUGGAGAGAGAAAAGAGACAGUAGAGAGAAGAGAGAAAAGAAGCCCGGCCAUCGGCGGACCGGCGCUCACCUGGUGGCUCACCCCGACGGAGGAGCAGCUGCGCGCGCGGUACAACCCCGACCUCCUCAAGAAGAGCAUCGAGCAGCGCGAGGAGCGCGAGCAAGAGUUUGACGAGUUCGUGACGAAGCUCAAGGAGUACUCCAAGUCGGACAACGCCGGUGGUCGCAGUCUGGAUCGUGGUCAAGGAAGAGGAGGAGCGGAAACGAAAGGCGGCGCUUCGGGCGGGCAAGGCGCAGCAGCGGGAGGCCGAGGCGCAGAGAGAGGAGAUGAGGCGCGAGGCCGGCCUGGGGUCAAAGUAACGAGCGCGGGAGCGGCCCCGUCGGAGGGCAUCACGACGGCACCUUCGGGCCGGGAGGAUUGA
This is a messenger RNA of Purpureocillium lilacinum, 453 nucleotides long. Lineage: Eukaryota; Fungi; Ascomycota; Sordariomycetes; Hypocreales; Ophiocordycipitaceae. The record is from RefSeq and is a predicted model, not a curated record.